GGAAGCCUUUGCCAGCCAGCCAGGUAGCCUAUGAAAGGCUUGGGAUCCAUGAGUAGCCUCCACCCUUGGGUUCCUGGUGCAGAGGUGCCAUGCAGCCCCGGGUGCUCCUCAUCGUGGCCCUCUUGGCGCUCCUGGCAUCUGCUCGAGCUGAAGAGGUAGAAGGGUCCUUGCUGCUGGGCUACGUGGGACAGGCCGCCAAGAAGGUACAGGAUGCUCUAACCAGUGUGCAGGAGUCCGAGAUGGCUGUGCAGGCGAGGGGCUGGAUGGACGGUGGCCUCAGCUCCCUGAAAGAUUACUGGAGCACCUUUACUGACAAGUUCUCCGGCCUCUGGGAUUCUACCCUCAAGGCCCAACUAACCCCAGCUGCUGAGCCUUGAGACCUCUAUAGUCCAAAUGUACCUGUUCGUCCAUCCUGUUUGCCUCUGGGCAGGCUGGGUGUCCCCCGAAGGUUGCUUGGAAGGAAAAGUAUUCUCGUGUUUUCACCCCUCCCCAGACCUCACCUAAACAGACUGCUCCUAAUAAAGCUGGAUGAGAAGCUGCCAUGA
Alexandromys fortis (reed vole) is the source of this 545-nucleotide messenger RNA. It is a transcript of the gene Apoc3, whose product is annotated as apolipoprotein C3. Gene Ontology annotation, cellular component: chylomicron; very-low-density lipoprotein particle; intermediate-density lipoprotein particle. The record is from RefSeq and is a predicted model, not a curated record. Gene Ontology annotation, molecular function: phospholipid binding; high-density lipoprotein particle receptor binding; lipase inhibitor activity. Bases 90 to 377 code for a protein of 95 amino acids. Gene Ontology annotation, biological process: triglyceride homeostasis; lipid transport; cholesterol homeostasis. NCBI's taxonomy places the organism in Eukaryota, Metazoa, Chordata, Mammalia, Rodentia, Cricetidae. The transcript has 4 exons.